Messenger RNA from Blastocystis hominis, 1578 nucleotides. RefSeq lists its product as hypothetical. NCBI's taxonomy places the organism in Eukaryota, Bigyra, Opalinata, Blastocystidae. The record is from RefSeq and is a predicted model, not a curated record. Bases 1 to 1578 code for a protein of 525 amino acids. The transcript has 2 exons. Gene Ontology annotation, molecular function: protein binding.
AUGAUUGCUGCGCGAAAGGGAGACAUUGCCCAUUUAGCCAAGUUGCUUCAAAACAGAGAGUUACUCAAAGAGCAGGACUCUCAUGGCUACACUCCUCUCUUUUAUGCAGUCAGUGGACGUCACGUGGAUGCGGUUCGUUUCUUACUGGAAGCCGGUGCUUCGCUUCGUCACCAAGCGGCUCAAGGAACGACCGUAUUGAUGUACGCCAUCUUCAACAGCAACGAGCCGUGCAUGGAGUGCCUCUGCACCUACGCUUCUCGCCAACAGCAGCAACAACAACAGAGACAGCAACAGAAACAACAACAACAACGUGGUCAGCAUGGUCAGCAUGGUCAGCAUGGUCAGCAUGGUCAGCAUGGUCAGCAUGGUCAAAGUGGUCAACUUGGUACCUCCAAUACCUCCAAUACCUCCAGUUCCUCCUGCUUGGAUUGGACGGCGGGCAGCUACGCGGAGGACGCGUCGUUCGUUCCCCUGUGCCUUGGCUCGCACUCCUCGCCUCCCCGUCUGAUCGAUCCGCCCAUCAACCCUCUCCUCUCCUUCCCCCCGCUCUCCUCCUCCGCCUCGCCUCCCUCCCGCUGCUCCCUCUCCCCUCCUCUCUCCGCCUCCGCCUCUCCUCCGCUCUCCGCCUCUCCUCGCCGCGUCCUCGACCUCCAGAACACCGACGGGCUCACCGCCCUCAUGCUCGCCUGCAAGGCCUCCUCCGCCUCCUUCUGCGAGAUCCUCCUUCGCCACGGCGCCGACGCCUCUCUCCGCGACUUCUCCGGCCAGCCCGCUCUCGCCCACGCGCUCGCGCACAACGCGGGCGACUGCGUCCAAUCGCUCCUCCGCCACGCCGGCUUCAUCGACACGCGCUCGCGCGCCAGCCCGCACGGCGCGCUCUUCACCGCCGCCCAGCUCAACGAGCCCGCCGUGCUGCGUCUGCUCGCUCUGCGCGCGCCCUUCCUCCUCCAGUUCCUCCGCGAGAUCGCUCAGCGCCCCGCGCGCCGCGAAGAAAUCGCCGUCGAGGUCGCGCUGCGCGACGAGCUUCCGCGCCUCCCCGACGCUCCGCGCGCCCAGCUCGCCGCCGUCUGCGUGCGGCAGGCGCAGGACUGUCUCGGCCGGCUGCUGGCCGUCGCCGAGCGCCGCGCCGAUCGGCGCUUCCGCGGGAGUCUCGCGGGUCUGGCGGGCUGCGCGAAGUGGUGCAUCAAGAUGGCCAAGGUGCUCUCCAAGGACCCCCAAUUGCCCGAUUUCGAGCCUUUUUGGGCCCAUAUCGAGCAGAUGGUCCGCAACCAGGCCGCGCCUUCCCCGCGGGGAGGCGAGUCGGAGGCGUCCAGCGGGAGCUCCGAGGAAGGCGCGGCGAACGGGGAUGCCUGCGGACUCGCGGGGGAGUCGCGGCGCGAGGGCAAAUUGCGCGGGAAAUCGGCUUCGCGGCUGCUGCUGUCGUUUCUGGAGAUUUACACGCUGGCACAUUAUCGACUCGCUCCCCGCGGGGAUGGAACCGAGGAACCGAGGGAGGCGCUGAGUCGGCUGCAGUCGGUGGACUCGCUGGACCCGCGGUUAAUAGCGUGUUUUUGCGAGAAUCGUGAGUAUUUGCGGUAG